Messenger RNA from Pimephales promelas (fathead minnow), 484 nucleotides. NCBI's taxonomy places the organism in Eukaryota, Metazoa, Chordata, Actinopteri, Cypriniformes, Leuciscidae. The record is from RefSeq and is a predicted model, not a curated record.
GGUGAACCAAGAGGAUUUGCGGCGCUUGAUGCGGGAGAAGAAGCGUUCGACGGAGCGCGAUAAGCGCGUGGACUCGCCGCACGCCCGAUACAGUAGUGCGGGUCAGCUGAGCUGCGCGCUGUGCAACGCGCCGGUGAAGUCCGCGCUGCUGUGGCACACUCAUGUACUGGGCAAGACACACAAGGACCGAGUCAGCGAGCUGAAGAACAGGGAGAACACCCCCUCAUCAUCCUCAUCCUCACUGCUGAAGAGCAGAACAGCACCCGCUCCUUCAUCAUCAUCUUCCUCAUCCUCACUGCUGAAGAGAGGCGCGCCCGAGCCCGCGAGUUCAGCAUCAGCAGAAGGGAAGAGAGCCAAGACCCGCGUCACUGCAGGAGUGUCUGAGUGAGCAAGUGCAGAUCCUUCAGGGAAAGAUCUCCGUUCUGGAGGAUGAACUCCUGAAAGCUCAGUCUCCGGACAGAGGAGAGGUUUUGGGACCCAUCAU